AUGCAAGCCUUUCGCCGGAACGCGGCCUCUGCCCUUCGCAACGCUGCUGCCACCCAGCGCCGCGCAUACACUCCCGGUCCUUACGCCGAGACCGUCAACAACCUUCGCAUCAAUGCCGAUACCAAGGUCCUCUUCCAGGGUUUCACCGGAAAGCAGGGAACUUUCCACGCUGAACAGGCCAUCGCCUACGGUACCAAGGUUGUCGGCGGUACCAACCCCAAGAAGGCCGGUUCUACACAUCUAGACCUCCCAGUUUUCGCCAAUGUUAGCGACGCUGUUAAGGAGACCGGUGCCACUGCUUCCGCCAUCUUCGUUCCUCCUCCUCUCGCUGCCAAGGGUAUCGAGGAGGCCAUCGAGGCCGAAGUGCCUCUGGUCGUCUGUAUCACCGAGGGUAUCCCCCAGCACGACAUGGUUCGUAUUACCGAUAUCCUGAAGACUCAGAACAAGACCCGUCUGGUUGGGCCUAACUGCCCUGGUAUCAUUGCUCCCGGUCAAUGCAAGAUCGGCAUCAUGCCUGGCUUCAUCCACAAGCGUGGCCGCGUCGGUAUUGUUUCUCGUUCUGGUACUCUUACAUACGAGGCCGUGAACCAGACCACUCAGGCUGGCCUCGGUCAAUCUCUCGUUGUUGGUAUUGGUGGUGACCCCUUCUCUGGUACCAACUUCAUUGACUGCCUGCGCAUCUUCCUCGAGGAUGAGGAGACCGAUGGUAUCAUCAUGAUCGGUGAGAUCGGUGGUAGCGCUGAGGAGGACGCUGCCGAGUUCUUCAAGGCCAACAACAAGCACAACAAGCCAGCCGUUGGUUUCAUUGCCGGUAUCAGUGCUCCUCCCGGCCGCCGUAUGGGCCACGCCGGUGCUAUCGUCAGCGGUGGCAAGGGUGGUGCCGACUCCAAGAUCUCUGCUCUUGAGAGCGCUGGUGUUGUCGUUGAGCGUAGCCCGGCUGCUCUUGGCAAGUCGCUGCUCGCCGAAUUCGUCAAGCGAGACUUGGUUUAA
This is a messenger RNA of Aspergillus mulundensis, 990 nucleotides long. Its product is annotated as succinate--CoA ligase (GDP-forming) subunit alpha. Gene Ontology annotation, molecular function: succinate-CoA ligase (ADP-forming) activity; succinate-CoA ligase (GDP-forming) activity. The coding region runs from base 1 to 990 and encodes 329 amino acids. NCBI's taxonomy places the organism in Eukaryota, Fungi, Ascomycota, Eurotiomycetes, Eurotiales, Aspergillaceae. The transcript is spliced from 7 exons. The record is from RefSeq and is a predicted model, not a curated record. Gene Ontology annotation, biological process: tricarboxylic acid cycle. Gene Ontology annotation, cellular component: succinate-CoA ligase complex (ADP-forming); mitochondrion.